Molecule: messenger RNA, 687 nt
Organism: Notothenia coriiceps (black rockcod)
Lineage: Eukaryota; Metazoa; Chordata; Actinopteri; Perciformes; Nototheniidae
Product: GRB2-associated-binding protein 2-like
Exons: 2
Coding region: 299-685 (128 amino acids)
Biological process (GO): signal transduction
Cellular component (GO): cytoplasm
Molecular function (GO): transmembrane receptor protein tyrosine kinase adaptor activity
Source: RefSeq, a predicted model, not a curated record
CUCGUCAGCUGGCCGUGCGUAAAUCCCCAAGAGUCGAGUUGCGCCUUUCUAUCUCCCCCCCCCCCCCCCCCCAAGUGUGGCUUUGCGGGGCGGUCGUUGCGCAGGGUUCCACCAGGAGCGACUGGCAACGUCCCCGAACAGCACUACUUUGAUUUGUAUCAAAUGGAGGGAGCGGACUGCACCAGCACUGAGAGCCAAACGCCGACAGCACUUUGAACAGACAAGCGAUCAGGAGCCGUCAUGUUCUAGUGACAGACGGCAGUUGUAGAGCAAGAAGAGACAGCACACCCUGGCAAAUAUGAGCGGCGGUGAAAUCAUCUUCCAAGGCUGGCUUAGGAAGUCACCUCCGGAGAAAAAGCUGAGGAGAUAUGCAUGGAAGAAACGCUGGUUCAUACUCCGCAGCGGCCGCAUGAGUGGUGACCCUGAUGUUCUCGAGUACUACAAGAACGACCACUCCAAGAAACCCAUCAGGGUAAUCGACCUGCACUGCUGCGAGCAGGUUGACGCCGGCCUGACCUUUAAGAGGAAGGAGUUCCAGGACAGCUUCGUGUUUGACAUCAAGACCUCAGACCGCACUUUUUAUCUCGUAGCUGAGACUGAGGAGGAGAUGAACAAGUGGGUCCGUUCCAUCUGCCAGCUGUGUGGGUUCAACCAGUCAGACGACAACCACGGUAGGAAAGCCUGACC